CGUUUCGAUGAAGGAAGACACUUGCGUCCAGUCUCUCAGAGAAAUUCACAACCGAGAUGAAUAAGAUCAUCCUUCUAGCCGCUCUCUUCGCCUGCGCUUAUGCCGCUCCCCAGCGCAUGGUGCUUCCCCGUCUGCCCGCUAAGGUCAUCUUGAACGGCAAAUACCAGCUCAUCCCCGAGGAUAAAAUCGUCGGAGGUAGCGAAGUCGUUCCCAACUCUUUGCCUUUCCAGAUUUCGUUGCAACGUCGCAGCUUCGGUGGCUUCUCGCAAUCAUGCGGUGGCUCCAUUCUCAACGAAAACACCAUCCUCGAUGCUGCCCAUUGCGUCGACGGAAUCACUGAUCUGACCGUUUUCCGGGUAGUUGCCGGCGAACACAGCUUGUCCGUCGUCAGUGGUUUGGAACAGAAUCGUGACGUUAGUGGAUACUUGAUGCACCCCGACUACGAUACAAGCACCUCGUCCAACGACAUCGCCCUUAUCUACUUGGCUUCACCUUUGGACUUGAGCGUUCCAUCGGCAAAGGCAGUCAACAUGCCACCACCCACCUCGGAAUUCGACCCACCCGCUGGCACCAUUACCACUGUUUCCGGAUGGGGAACUACUUCCUCUGGAGGCAGCAUUUCCAACGUGCUCUUGAGCGUUGAUGUCCCCAUCGUUUCCGAUUCCGACUGCAAUGCUGCCUAUGCCGGAGCUUUCGACCCUAACCCAAUCUUCCCUUCCAUGAUGUGCGCUGGCGGUCCUCCAGGUGGUGUCGAUUCUUGCCAAGGAGACUCUGGUGGCCCACUUUUCACUGGUACUGGAGCUGAUGCUGUCCAACACGGAGUUGUUUCAUGGGGACGCGGCUGCGCUUUGGCUGAUUACCCCGGUGUCUACACCCAGGUGUCAUACUUCCUUGACUGGAUCGCUGCCAACAAGCAGUAAAAAGACUAUUGAUUUUAGGCCAAUAUUAUAAUCCCGCAUAAUUAUUGGUGAUAUUUUCUUAUCUCCCAUUAUAUUGCGUGACGGUUAUACUCAAAUAAAUUUGUUUCAAGAAUA
This is a messenger RNA of Daphnia pulicaria, 1034 nucleotides long. RefSeq names its product trypsin-1-like. Gene Ontology annotation, molecular function: serine-type endopeptidase activity. NCBI's taxonomy places the organism in Eukaryota, Metazoa, Arthropoda, Branchiopoda, Diplostraca, Daphniidae. The transcript is spliced from 7 exons. The record is from RefSeq and is a predicted model, not a curated record. Bases 57 to 920 code for a protein of 287 amino acids. Gene Ontology annotation, biological process: proteolysis.